Messenger RNA from Sarcophilus harrisii (Tasmanian devil), 1917 nucleotides. It is a transcript of the gene CRLF1, whose product is annotated as cytokine receptor like factor 1. The transcript has 10 exons. Gene Ontology annotation, biological process: cytokine-mediated signaling pathway. The record is from RefSeq and is a predicted model, not a curated record. NCBI's taxonomy places the organism in Eukaryota, Metazoa, Chordata, Mammalia, Dasyuromorphia, Dasyuridae. Gene Ontology annotation, cellular component: external side of plasma membrane. Bases 207 to 1487 code for a protein of 426 amino acids. Gene Ontology annotation, molecular function: protein binding; cytokine receptor activity.
CGUCACGUCGGGGCCGCUUGGGCUGAGGUAACAGGAGAAGGAGCCGCUCAGCUAAUGUCACUAAACUUGCCCCGGACUCUCCGAAACUUGUUGCGGCUCCGCGCGCCCGUCUCCUUCUCCCCUGGCCACUCGCCGCCUCCCGCUCCCCCACUCCCUGUUCCCGACUCCCGCUGGACCUGCUUUUCCCCCGAGCUCGGGGCCGCCGGAUGCUGCGGGCUCCGGGCGGAGGCUUGAGGCAGGGCGCUGCCCUCCCCGCGGCGCGGACCAUGCUAGCCUUGGCGCUGCUCGCCUUCGGAGCGCUGCGAGCCGGAGCUGGAAGCUACCUGGCUGUGAUCGUCCCCCAGGACCCGACGCUGCUCAUCGGCUCCUCCCUCCACGCUACCUGUUCAGUGAGCGUGAGCAGCGGUGACGCGCCCACGGCUGAAGGGCUCUACUGGACCCUCAACGGCCGGCGGCUGGCCCCCGAGCUCUCCCAGGUCCUCAACGCCACCACCCUGGGCCUGGCCCUGGCCAACCUCAACGGCUCCAAGCAGCAGUCAGGGGACAACCUAGUGUGCCAUGCCCGGGAUGGGAGCAUCCUCGCGGGCUCCUGCCUCUAUGUUGGCUUGCCCCCUGAGAAGCCUGUUAACAUCAGCUGUUGGUCUAAGAACAUGAAAGAUUUGACCUGCCGCUGGUUCCCAGGCACCCAGGGGGAGACCUUCCUCCAUACCAACUAUACCCUUAAAUACAAACUUCGGUGGUACGGGCAGGAUAAUACAUGCCAAGAAUACCACACCGUGGGGCCCUAUUCCUGCCACAUUCCCAAGGACCUGGCACUAUUCACGCCCUAUGAGAUCUGGGUGGAGGCCACUAACCGCCUGGGCUCGGCCAGGUCAGAGGUGGUCACACUGGACAUCCUCGAUGUGGUCACAACAGACCCCCCGCCGGAUGUCCAUGUGAGUCGAGUGGGGGGUUUGGAGGACCAACUGAGUGUCCACUGGAACUCCCCACCAGCACUCAAAGACUUCCUUUUCCAAGCUAAGUAUCAGAUCCGUUACCGGGUGGAGGACAGCGUGGAGUGGAAGGUGGUGGAUGAUGUGAGUAAUCAGACUUCAUGUCGCCUGGCCGGCCUGAAACCAGGCACCGUGUACUUCGUGCAGGUGCGCUGCAAUCCCUUCGGCAUCUACGGGUCUAAGAAGGCAGGAAUUUGGAGCGAGUGGAGCCAUCCCACCGCAGCCUCCACGCCCCGAAGUGAGCGGCAGGGCUCCAGCGGGGCCUGCGAGCCUCGAGGGGAGCCCAGCUCCAUGCCGGUGAGGCGCGAGCUGAAGCAGUUCCUCGGCUGGCUGAAGAAGCACUCCUACUGCCCCAACCUCAGCUUCCGCCUCUACGACCAGUGGCGAGCCUGGAUGCAGAAAUCCCACAAGACCCGCAACCAGCACAGGACGAGGGGCUCCUGUCCUCGGGCAGACGGAGCGCGGCGAGAGGUCCUUCCAGGAGAUAAACUCUAGGGAUCCUGGGUCCUGGGCCAGGAGGACAUCUGCCUUCCCUAAUGGCCCCUCCAGAGUCUACAAAACAUGGAGGGAGGACAUUUGGGGAUCCCUCCCCCAAGUUCUCCCAAGCACUGGAACUGUGGGUUCAUCAGGGCACAAGGCACCCACCUAAGCCGCAGCCCCCACUCCUUGCCCAGCGAUCCCUCCCUUGCCUGGGCCCGUUCUCCACACGGGCAGCCCAGGCUUCUGCGGAGCCAUCAGCCGCCUCGGCUGUCUGGCAAGGAGCUGUCCUGAAGAACAGGAGCAGUGUGGGAAGAACAAGGCAGGGCUUGGGGGAGGGGUGGGGAGAGACCAAGCCCCUGCCUCUUUCGGUACCCAUAGCCCCUCCUGCUUCUGCCCAAUUCUCUGUCAAAAGAUUCUUAUAAAUAAACGACUUAUUUUUGGUGAA